UUAUUGCUUUCUCUGGUGAGAACAAAUUGUUGCAUUGAUUGCAGGCGUUGUGGUUUUCCCUUUUUGACGUGACUGUACCUAACACUUGAAUUCUGUGGUGCAUGUUCCGGAUGUAUCGCAUCAUUGACAAAUACUCGAACUUAUUGCCUUACGAAUUCUUUAUCUGGUUAAUGUUAUUAACGCAUCUGCGUUUGAGUGAUUUUUAGGUUUAACAAUUUUAUGGCCGUGAGAAAAAUGGAUGUAGAAUUUUUCUACGCUUCUCGGAAUUGGUCUAGCUUGACACACGUGCAUGCUGUAAUCCUAAGUGUCAUAUACGUCUGACAGCUGUCCAUCGACAGAAACUGCUAGUUGGGUAGCAAACAGCUGUCAGUGAGAAUAAACGGCACUCUGUGUCUGAACUACGAACGAAACACAUGUAUCUUCCUUCCACGAGUUAUAACAAUUGGCGACGAGUGACAAAUUCUGAGAACCCUGGAACGCUAGCGCUACGCAGUUAAAGAAAAGCUGAAACAAUCGGGUAUAAGUGGAGACAGUGUCAUGAUCGAAGAGAAACCAACAAGCAGUGGUACAAAGCAGAACAUCGCACAGAGUGAACAACGCACCACAAUGGCAAAAUUCGAUAUGGAACCUUUUAACAAAGGGCUCAUGCAAUGGGCCCGCUGGGUGAAACGCUUCGAAGGAGCAAUGUCGGUAUUUGAGGUUAAAUCGAAUAAUAAAAAAGCCAUGCUUCUGCAUUACAUGGGUGUUGAUUCAUACAAUUUAUUGUGUGAUCAUAUUUCUCCGGAAGAACCAGAAGACAAAACAUACGAACAAAUAGUGAAGUGUUUGGAUGAGCUGUUCGACCCGAAACCCCUCGAAAUGGUGGAACUAUGGAAGUUUCGUCAACGACUUCAGACUGAAGGCGAAACUGUAAUGGAGUUCAUCACGGCUUUGCAAAAAGUGGCGGCUAAUUGUGAUUUCGGGCAAUAUUUGACAAAGGCGCUCAGGAACCAGCUAGUUUUUGGUGUACGGAAUCCAAGAAUACGCAACCGGCUGAUUGAAGAAAGAAAUCUAACACUGGAAAAAGCUAAGCAAAUUGCUUUAGCCAUGGAAGCCGCCGGAGAUGGCGCUGAAGUGCUGAAUAGCAGAAGUGCUGAAGUGCUGAAUAGCAGAGGUGCUGAAGUGAAAGAAGUAAACAUCGUGAGCAACACAACGAAGAAAAACGUCGAGUGUUAUAGAUGUGGAGAAUCACAUUUUGCAUAUGUAUGCAAGCACAAAAGAACCGUCUGCAAAAAGUGCGGGAAAAUUGGACAUUUGCAGCGCGUCUGUCGCACGAACAAUAGAAGCAAAAGUGUGAGGUUAAUUGAUGAACAACAUCAAGACAGCGAGGAGAACGAAGAGGUAAACUCAAUUUUGAUCAACAAUUUAUACCAAAAUGCAAACCAUACCGCAAAAAUAUACAUAACACUAAAAGUCAAUAAUACUAAAAUUCAAUUUGAAGUAGAUUCAGGAUCCCCGUUUUCUAUUAUCAGUAUGAACGACAAACAAAGAUGGUUUAAAGAUAUCCCUAUUAGAGAAUCAGAUAUAAAAUUACAAAGCUAUUGUGGAGGAUCUAUAAAGUUAUUUGGUACAAUUAGUGUUAUAGUGGAAAAUGCUAAAACAAAAUUAACACUAUUUGUGGUAGAGUCUAAAAGAGGACCUAUUGUAGGAAGAACAUGGAUGCGAGACUUGAAAUUUGAUUGGAACGAAUUAUUAAACCAACACGGUUAA
This is a messenger RNA of Anopheles coluzzii, 1749 nucleotides long. RefSeq lists its product as uncharacterized. The transcript is spliced from 2 exons. NCBI's taxonomy places the organism in Eukaryota, Metazoa, Arthropoda, Insecta, Diptera, Culicidae. Gene Ontology annotation, molecular function: zinc ion binding; nucleic acid binding. The coding region runs from base 538 to 1749 and encodes 403 amino acids. The record is from RefSeq and is a predicted model, not a curated record.